Messenger RNA from Mandrillus leucophaeus (drill), 6428 nucleotides. RefSeq names its product Cbl proto-oncogene B, E3 ubiquitin protein ligase (gene CBLB). The record is from RefSeq and is a predicted model, not a curated record. The transcript is spliced from 18 exons. Gene Ontology annotation, biological process: cell surface receptor signaling pathway; negative regulation of epidermal growth factor-activated receptor activity. Gene Ontology annotation, molecular function: SH3 domain binding; receptor tyrosine kinase binding; phosphotyrosine residue binding. Gene Ontology annotation, cellular component: plasma membrane; membrane raft. Bases 95 to 2911 code for a protein of 938 amino acids. Lineage: Eukaryota; Metazoa; Chordata; Mammalia; Primates; Cercopithecidae.
AGCAGGAAGUCCCGCCUUUCAGCCCCAGACGGCUUUGGCUCCCGUUCCCGACGCUCACGCCCACCUGCCACCCCUUAUUGAACUAAAAUUCCAGAUGGCAAACUCAAUGAAUGGCAGAAACCCUGGUGGUCGAGGAGGAAAUCCCCGAAAAGGUCGAAUUUUGGGUAUUAUUGAUGCUAUUCAGGAUGCAGUUGGACCCCCUAAGCAAGCUGCAGCAGAUCGCAGGACCGUGGAGAAGACUUGGAAACUCAUGGACAAAGUGGUAAGACUGUGCCAAAAUCCCAAACUUCAGUUGAAAAAUAGCCCACCAUAUAUACUUGAUAUUUUGCCUGAUACAUAUCAGCAUUUACGACUUAUACUGAGUAAAUAUGAUGACAACCAGAAACUUGCCCAACUCAGUGAGAAUGAGUACUUUAAAAUCUACAUUGAUAGCCUCAUGAAAAAGUCAAAACGGGCAAUAAGACUCUUUAAAGAAGGCAAGGAGAGAAUGUAUGAAGAACAGUCACAGGACAGACGAAAUCUCACAAAACUGUCCCUUAUCUUCAGUCACAUGCUGGCAGAAAUCAAAGCAAUCUUUCCCAAUGGUCAAUUCCAGGGAGAUAACUUUCGUAUCACAAAAGCAGAUGCUGCUGAAUUCUGGAGAAAGUUUUUUGGAGACAAAACUAUCGUACCAUGGAAAGUAUUCAGACAGUGCCUUCAUGAGGUCCACCAGAUUAGCUCUGGCCUGGAAGCAAUGGCUCUAAAAUCAACAAUUGAUUUAACUUGCAAUGAUUACAUUUCAGUUUUUGAAUUUGAUAUUUUUACCAGGCUGUUUCAGCCUUGGGGCUCUAUUUUGCGGAAUUGGAAUUUCUUAGCUGUGACACAUCCAGGUUACAUGGCAUUUCUCACGUAUGAUGAAGUUAAAGCACGACUACAGAAAUACAGCACCAAACCCGGAAGCUAUAUUUUCCGGUUAAGUUGCACUCGUUUGGGACAGUGGGCCAUUGGCUAUGUGACUGGGGAUGGGAAUAUCUUACAGACCAUACCUCAUAACAAGCCCUUAUUUCAAGCCCUGAUCGAUGGCAGCAGGGAAGGAUUUUAUCUUUAUCCUGACGGGAGGAGUUACAAUCCUGAUUUAACUGGAUUAUGUGAACCUACACCUCAUGACCAUAUAAAAGUUACACAGGAACAAUAUGAAUUAUAUUGUGAAAUGGGCUCCACUUUUCAGCUCUGUAAGAUUUGUGCAGAGAAUGACAAAGAUGUCAAGAUUGAGCCUUGUGGGCAUUUGAUGUGCACCUCUUGCCUUACGGCAUGGCAGGAGUCAGAUGGUCAGGGCUGCCCUUUCUGUCGUUGUGAAAUAAAAGGAACUGAGCCCAUAAUCGUGGACCCCUUUGAUCCAAGAGAUGAAGGCUCCAGGUGUUGCAGCAUCAUUGACCCCUUUGGCAUGCCGAUGCUCGACUUGGAUGACGAUGAUGAUCGAGAGGAGUCCUUGAUGAUGAAUCGGUUGGCGAACGUCCGAAAGUGCACUGACAGGCAGAACUCACCAGUCACAUCACCAGGAUCCUCUCCCCUUGCCCAGAGAAGAAAGCCACAGCCUGACCCACUCCAGAUCCCACAUCUAAGCCUGCCACCAGUGCCUCCUCGCCUGGAUCUAAUUCAGAAAGGCAUAGUUAGAUCUCCCUGUGGCAGCCCAACGGGUUCACCAAAGUCUUCUCCUUGCAUGGUGAGAAAACAAGAUAAACCACUCCCAGCACCACCUCCUCCCUUAAGAGAUCCUCCUCCACCGCCACCUGAAAGACCUCCCCCAAUCCCACCAGACAAUAGACUGAGUAGACACAUCCAUCAUGUGGAAAGCGUGCCUUCCAGAGACCCACCAAUGCCUCUUGAAGCAUGGUGCCCUCGGGAUGUGUUUGGGACUAAUCAGCUUGUGGGAUGUCGACUCCUAGGAGAAGGCUCUCCAAAACCUGGAAUCACAGCGAGUUCAAAUGUGAAUGGAAGGCACAGUAGAGUGGGCUCUGACCCAGUGCUUAUGCGGAAACACAGACGCCAUGAUUUGCCUUUAGAAGGAGCUAAGGUCUUUUCCAAUGGUCAUCUUGGAAGUGAAGAAUAUGACGUUCCUCCCCGGCUUUCUCCUCCUCCUCCAGUUACCACCCUCCUCCCUAGCAUAAAGUGUACUGGUCCGUUAGCAAAUUCUCUUUCAGAGAAAACAAGAGACCCAGUAGAGGAAGAUGAUGAUGAAUACAAGAUUCCUUCAUCCCAUCCUGUUUCCCUGAAUUCACAACCAUCUCAUUGUCAUAAUGUAAAACCUCCUGUUCGGUCUUGUGAUAAUGGUCACUGUAUACUGAAUGGAACACAUGGUCCAUCUUCAGAGAAGAAAACAAACAUCCCUGACUUAGGCAUAUAUUUAAAGGGUGAAGAUGCUUUUGAUGCCCUCCCUCCAUCUCUCCCACCUCCCCCACCUCCUGCAAGGCAUAGUCUCAUUGAACAUUCAAAACCUCCUGGCUCCAGUAGCCGGCCAUCCUCAGGACAGGAUCUUUUUCUUCUUCCUUCAGAUCCCUUUGUUGAUCUAGCAAGUGGCCAAGUUCCUUUGCCUCCCGCUAGAAGGUUACCAGGUGAAAAUAUCAAAACUAACAGAACAUCACAGGACUAUGAUCAGCUUCCUUCGUGUUCAGAUGGUUCACAAGCACCAGCCAGACCCCCUAAACCACGACCCCGCAGGACUGCACCAGAAAUUCACCACAGAAAACCCCAUGGGCCUGAGGCGGCAUUGGAAAAUGUCGAUGCAAAAAUUGCAAAACUCAUGGGAGAGGGUUAUGCCUUUGAAGAGGUGAAGAGAGCCUUAGAGAUAGCCCAGAAUAAUGUCGAAGUUGCCCGGAGCAUCCUCCGAGAAUUUGCCUUCCCUCCUCCAGUAUCCCCACGUCUAAAUCUAUAGCAACCAGAACUGUAGACACCAAAAUGGAAAGCAGUCGACAUAUUCCAGGAGUGUGGAAAUGAGAGAACUGAGAUGGAAUUCAAGAGAGAAGUGUCUCCUCCUCAUGUAGCAGCUUGAGAAGAGGCUUGGGAGUGCAGCUUCUCAAAGGAGACCGAUGCUUGCUCAGGAUGUCGACUGCUGUGGCUUCCUUGUUUUUGCUAGCCAUAUUUUUAAAUCAGGGUUGAACUGACAAAAAUAAUUUAAAGACGUUUACUUCCCUUGAACUUUGAACCUGUGAAAUGCUUUUCCUUGUUUACAAUUUGGCAAAGUUGCAGUUUGUUCUUGUUUUUAGUUUAGUUUUGUUUUGGGUUUUUGAUACCUGUACUGUGUUCUUUACAGACCCUUUGUAGCGUGGUCAGGUCUGCUGUAACAUUUCCCACCAGCUCUCUUGCUGUCCACUUCAACAGUUAAAUCAUUUAUUCAUUUGGCUCUCUACCAUCCCCAGGCCCUGCCCAGGUCCAGUUCCAUUUCUCCCAUUCACAAGAUGCUUUAAAGGUUCUGAUUUUCAACUGAUCAAACUAAUGCAAACAAAAAAAAAAUUAUGUGUUCUUCACUACUGAGUUUCUUCUUUGGAAACCAUCACUAUUGAGAGAUUGGGAAAACCUGAAUGUAUAGAGCAUUUAUUUGUCAAUAAACUGCCUUUUGUAAGGGGUUUUCACAUAACAUCAAGGAGCUUCCCUUUUUAGUUUAAGCUUUGUGACCUUUAAUCCUCCAUAUUCUCAUGUCUGUCAUCCCGGGGUAUCACAACUGUAAAAAUCUGCAAUAUUGGAAAGCAGCUACUACAGAUGUGGAAGAUGUAACACUUGUAUAAGACAGUGCUGUACUGAAGUUAUAUAACAAGGUCCUCUGAUACUUAUGCCUACAUUACUUUGAGGGAUGCUGAAUGAGAGGGCACUCUCCCUGAAAUAUAUUAAUAAUUCUCAGAUAAAAUUAUGGGCAUACCUUUUCUGAAAUGGAAUUAGAGUUCAUUUCCCAUUUGAGUGAUUACAUUCUAGCUCCUGAGAGCUGUGGGAACCAGUUCAUACUGCAGUGGAAACGUUAACUCUUUGAUGCACUGUUAAGUGUCAAGGCUACUGUGGCGAUGUUUUUUGCAAAGUUCUCAGUAAUUUCCUCUCUGCAAUCAAAUUAGAGGUCAUAUUUAAUUUGCAGAUUCUCUCGUUCAUUGCUCCACACUGCUCUAUCAAAUCAGGUGAAAAAAAUUAAUACAGUUUUGCCUUUUUUACAAAAUGGUGGUUGGUUCUUCAGACACCAUGUUAUUACUCUUAAUAAAUCUACAAACUAUGAUGUGCUUGGUGCUGUUAGGCACUGUGUUUUUAAAGCACAAACUCUCAAAAGCUGAUUCCAGCGUAAUGUUUUAUUUUUGUUUUUCUGUAUUUUUAAUGACAAAGUCUGUCUGAUAAGACAAAGCCUGGAAAGUUUCCCCCAAAGCUUUAGAAUUUAGAAUUAGCUGUUACUCAUUUCUAAUGAGAAAUUAAUGGAGAAAUGAGAUAAAAUCAUCUCUGUGUAAAUGCUUGAAGCCACAGAAAGUUUUCUAAAUACGGACUAAUUAUGGGUUUGUGCAUAUUUCUGUGUCUCCUCUUUUCACUUCACACCCACUGCGAUAUACAAAGAUGCAUCAGAUAGUGAGCCUGCCUUCAGGACUUAGAAGGACAUGACUGAACAUCUAGUAGAUCUGGUGGAAAUUAAUGUUAUACAAAAGACAUGUAGACUAAGUUGACCCUGGAUGAGGAGGUAAUGCAUUUGUUUGCAAAGUUACUUGUACUCUUUUUUUUUUUUUUUUUUUUUGACAGUCUUGCUUUCAUGGUAUGAGAUGAGAACUCACAGGCCUUGGGUAAUUUCUGCUUUUGUAUGAAUUUUUUCAGAUGGUUCUGAGCUGGUUAUGUCCCUGGAGGGGAAUUUUUCGUCUGCCUUAGAUGUUCUUCCCAUAAGUAGGUAUAUGAGCGAAGUUUCUUACACUUUUAAAAUUGUACUGGCACGUUUUCUUUUGCUUUAUGAACCCCUGUUUUUUGUCAUUGUGAUUUUUCACUUGUUUUAACAGUUUCAGAUGUCACCUUGGAGUAGCACAGUUUAUUUUGGCCUUUUUAUGAUUGCUGCUGAUAGGUACAGUCUAAAAGCCAAAAGUUGCCACUUCAUUGUGAUAACAUUGUUAUAACAUUCCUAAUAGAUUAGAGAAUGAUGUAAAAUAAGAAUGUUAGAAAACAGCACAUUCUCAUUCCAUUUAUAAAUAAUAUUUGAAAAUUUCCAGUGAGAAUUAAAAAAGAAGGACUGGUGAUGAUAUAGCAAACUUGGACCUGAAAUUUGUGGGAGGGAUAUCUAUUUUGCAGAGAAAAUUUACCAGCCUCCACCAAAAUCUCUGCAUCUUGUACUCAAUAGCAACCAUUAGUAUUGUCAUUUGAAAAGAAUGAAUCGAAAAUUCAUACAGAAUGGAAUGAAAAGAGGAAAACUUUCUAUUAAACACUGUCAACAAAGACCCAUUGCUAUCUAUCACCUAUGAAAUUAAACCUAAAAAAAAUUUUUUUGAGAAAAUAAUUAAAUGUUUUUUUAUUGUAAAAGCGACUGAUAGUUGAUGUUUGGAAGUGAUCCAGACUUUGUUUCACUGUGAUUCAAAAAGUUAGACAUUCCUUCCAUUUCUCAAGAUUUGGUAACGCAAAUUUUUUUUAAGUCAGCAUUUCAUAUAAUUCAUAAAAUUAAGACAAAUUAAUUUAUUGAUAUCUGGCCAAUGUGAACCCUUCUCCCCCAACCCAAACAUGUUCUGGAGGUAGAAGGACUUAUCCUCAAUUAUAUUCCAGUAAAUUUAUCUCCAUAAUCUGUUUUUUCCCCUAAUGUAUGAUAUACCCUCACCAAAUUUUUCUAGAAUUGAGUAAAAGCAGUUUUUGCUUAACUUGAAUUUCCUUCCACAAAUAUGACCUUCAGCUCUUCCUUCUCCGUUUCCCUUCUGCCCACAUUGCAAAUAGUCUUCAUAAUAGAGCCCUCAUUGCAACUUAAAAGGGUCCCAUUUGUUAACUCAGCAUUUCAUAUACCAAGAACACUUGCAAAGAUUUGUUCGUAAUGUGAAUUUUUUAUUUUUCAGUUCCAGAAGCAUUUCCUACAGUUUGAACAUUAUUUUUUCUCUCGGAUUUUCAACUUGAAGCUUUGAUUUGCACUGAAUUAACUUGGUUAAAAUGUUAGUUUCUCUUCAGCUAACAGAUUUGAAAGCAAAUUACAGUAUAUUUGAAUAAUUCAGGUACUGCCUGUUGACCUGGAAUUUUAGUGAUUCUGGGAAAGUUUUCCAGACAAAGACACCGAUAGAGUGAAGGGUUUUUUCCCCAAUUACUAUUUUAUUGUUUUUUAAAUGCCUUUUUAAAACUUGUGUAAUGUGGCAAAAUAGUCACAUGUUCCAUUAAUUUAUAUUUUCUUCAUUCCUUUUCAAUUCUGGUUAUUAUGUAACCUCAACUAUUUUAUCUGUUCUUUUAAGGUAUUUUAUAAAAUGAACAUUAAC